Delphinapterus leucas (beluga whale) is the source of this 10425-nucleotide messenger RNA. It is a transcript of the gene BPTF, whose product is annotated as bromodomain PHD finger transcription factor. NCBI's taxonomy places the organism in Eukaryota, Metazoa, Chordata, Mammalia, Artiodactyla, Monodontidae. Gene Ontology annotation, biological process: regulation of transcription by RNA polymerase II. The record is from RefSeq and is a predicted model, not a curated record. Gene Ontology annotation, cellular component: NURF complex. Gene Ontology annotation, molecular function: zinc ion binding; RNA polymerase II cis-regulatory region sequence-specific DNA binding.
AAGAUGGCGGCUGAAGGCGAUCCGGAGUGGGGCCCCAGCAAUUCGGAUUGAGCCUUCUCCCUCCACCCGCUUCCGCCGGCCGGGCCCCUCCCGCCCGGCCCCGCGGGCCUCCCCACCCGGCCCCGGCGCCCCCCACCGCCACCCCUCCGCCCGCCCCUCCCCCCUCCGCUUUCCCUUCUCCCCCCGCCUCGGCUCCGACAUGAGGGGCCGGCGGGGCAGGCCGCCCAAGCAGCCCGCGGCUCCCGCUGCGGAGCGCUGCGCCCCGGCCCCGCCGCCGCCGCCGCCGCCUACGUCCGGACCCAUCGGGGGGCUCCGCUCGCGGCACCGCGGCAGCAGCCGGGGCAGGUGGGCCGCCGCCCAGGCUGAGGUGGCGCCCAAGACGCGGCUGAGCUCGCCCAGGGGGGGCAGCAGUAGCCGGAGGAAGCCGCCGCCACCGCCGGCCCCCCCUAGCACCAGCGCCCCGGGCCGGGGGGGGCGAGGAGGCGGGGGCGGCAGGACGGGGGGCGGGGGCGGCGGCGGCCACCUGGCCCGGACCACCCCGGCCCGGAGGGCCGUCAACAAAGUGGUGUACGAUGACCACGAGAGUGAGGAGGAAGAGGAGGAGGAGGACAUGGUCUCCGAGGAGGAGGAGGAGGAGGAGGACGGCGAGGCUGAGGAGACCCAGGAUUCCGAGGACGACGAGGAGGAUGAGAUGGAAGAGGACGACGAUGACUCCGAUUAUCCGGAGGAGAUGGAAGACGACGACGACGACGACGCCAGUUAUUGCACGGAAAGCAGCUUCAGGAGCCAUAGCACCUAUAGCAGCACUCCAGGUAGGCGAAAACCGAGAGUACAUCGGCCUCGUUCUCCAAUAUUGGAAGAAAAAGACAUCCCACCCCUUGAAUUUCCCAAGUCCUCUGAGGAUUUAAUGGUGCCUAAUGAGCAUAUAAUGAAUGUUAUUGCCAUUUAUGAGGUACUGCGGAACUUUGGUACAGUUUUAAGGUUAUCUCCUUUUCGCUUUGAGGACUUUUGUGCAGCUCUGGUGAGUCAAGAGCAGUGCACACUUAUGGCGGAGAUGCACGUAGUGCUUUUGAAAGCAGUUUUGCGUGAAGAAGACACCUCCAAUACUACCUUUGGACCUGCCGAUCUGAAAGAUAGCGUGAAUUCCACGCUGUAUUUCAUCGAUGGCAUGACGUGGCCAGAGGUGCUGCGGGUGUACUGUGAGAGUGACAAGGAGUACCAUCAUGUCCUUCCUUACCAAGAAGCAGAGGACUAUCCUUAUGGACCAGUAGAGAACAAAAUCAAAGUUCUGCAGUUCUUAGUCGAUCAGUUUCUUACCACAAACAUUGCUCGUGAGGAGUUGAUGUCUGAAGGGGUGAUCCAGUACGAUGACCACUGUAGGGUUUGUCACAAACUCGGGGAUUUGCUUUGCUGUGAGACCUGCUCAGCAGUGUACCAUUUGGAAUGUGUGAAGCCGCCUCUCGAGGAGGUGCCAGAGGAUGAGUGGCAGUGUGAAGUCUGUGUAGCACAUAAGGUUCCUGGUGUGACUGACUGCGUUGCUGAAAUCCAAAAAAACAAACCAUAUAUUCGACAUGAACCUAUUGGAUAUGACAGAAGUCGGAGGAAAUACUGGUUCUUAAACCGAAGACUCAUAAUAGAAGAAGAUACGGAAAAUGAAAAUGAAAAGAAAAUUUGGUACUACAGCACAAAGGUCCAGCUUGCAGAAUUAAUUGACUGUCUAGACAAAGAUUACUGGGAAGCAGAACUCUGCAAAAUCCUAGAAGAAAUGCGUGAAGAAAUCCACCGGCACAUGGACAUAACUGAAGACCUGACCAAUAAGGCUCGGGGCAGUAAUAAAUCCUUUCUGGCGGCAGCUAAUGAAGAAAUUUUGGAAUCUAUAAGAGCCAAAAAAGGAGACAUUGAUAUUGUUAAAAGUCCAGAAGAAAUAGAAAAGGAGAAGAAUGAGACUGAGAAUAAUAACUCCAAAGAUGCUGAGAAAAGCAGAGAGGAGUUUGAAGACCAGAGUCUUGAAAAAGACAGUGAUGACAAAACACCAGAUGAUCCUGAGCAAGGAAAAUCUGAGGAGCCAACAGAAGUUGGGGAUAAAGGUAACUCUGUGUCAGCAAAUCUUGGCGACAACACAACAAAUGCUUCUUCAGAAGAGACUAGUCCCUCUGAAGGGAGGAGUCCCAUGGGGUGUCUCUCAGAAACCCAUGAUAGCAGCAACAUGGCAGAGAAGAAGGUGGCAUCUGAGCUCCCCCAGGAUGUGCCAGAAGAACCUAACAAGACAUGUGACAGCAGUAACACUAGUGCUACCACUACCUCCACCCAGCCUAAUCUGGAAAACAGUAACAGCAGCAGUGAACUAAAUUCUUCCCAGAGUGAAUCUGCUAAGGCAGCUGAUGAUCCUGAAAAUGGAGAAAGAGAAUCUCAUACACCUGUCUCUAUUCAAGAAGAGAUAGGUGAUUUCAAAUCAGAGAAGUCUAAUGGGGAAAUAAGUGAGUCUCCUGGAGGUGGAAGAGGAGCGUCUGGUUCAACUCGGAUUAUCACCAGGUUACGGAAUCCAGACAGCAAACUGAGUCAGCUGAAGAGCCAACAGGUGGCAGCCGCAGCCCACGAAGCAAAUAAAUUAUUUAAGGAGGGGAAAGAGGUACUGGUAGUUAAUUCUCAAGGAGAAAUUUCACGGUUGAGCACCAAAAAGGAAGUGGUCAUGAAGGGAAAUAUCAACAAUUAUUUUAAGUUGGGUCAAGAGGGAAAGUAUCGCGUCUACCACAAUCAGUACUCCACCAAUUCAUUUGCUUUGAAUAAGCACCAGCACAGAGAAGACCAUGAUAAGAGAAGGCAUCUUGCACAUAAAUUCUGUCUGACUCCAGCUGGAGAGUUCAAAUGGAAUGGUUCUGUCCAUGGAUCCAAAGUUCUUACCAUAUCUACUCUGAGACUGACUAUCACCCAGUUGGAAAACAAUAUCCCUUCCUCCUUUCUUCAUCCCAACUGGGCUUCACACAGGGCAAAUUGGAUCAAGGCCGUUCAGAUGUGUAGCAAACCCAGAGAAUUUGCGUUGGCUUUAGCUAUUUUGGAGUGUGCAGUUAAACCAGUUGUGAUGCUCCCAAUCUGGCGGGAAUCUUUAGGACAUACCAGGUUACAUAGAAUGACAUCAAUUGAAAGAGAAGAAAAGGAGAAAGUCAAAAAAAAAGAGAAAAAACAAGAAGAGGAAGAAACAAUGCAACAAGCUACAUGGGUAAAAUAUACGUUUCCAGUUAAACAUCAGGUUUGGAAACAAAAAGGAGAGGAAUACAGAGUAACAGGAUAUGGUGGUUGGAGCUGGAUUAGUAAAACUCAUGUUUAUAGGUUUGUUCCUAAAUUGCCAGGCAAUACUAAUGUGAAUUACAGAAAGUCAUUAGAAGAAACUAAAAAUAAUAUGGAUGAAAAUAUGGAUGAAUCAGAUAGAAGAAAAAGUCCACGAAGUCCAAAAAAAAUAAAAACAGAGUCUGAUUCUGAGAAAGGCGAGGUAAAAGAUUCAGAUGCUACAAAGGGAGCAGACCAAAGUGAAAUGGACAUUUCAAAGGUUACUGAGAAGAAGGACCAAGAUGUAAAAGAAGUUUUAGACUCUGACAAUGAUAAAUCCUUUAAGGAAGAACCGAUGGAAAUAGAUGAUGAUGUGAAAACAGAGUCACAUAUAAAUUGUCAGGAAAGUUCUCAAGUAGAUGUGGUCAAUGUCAGUGAGGGUUUUCAUCUAAGGACUAGUUAUAAAAAGAAAAUCAAAUCAUCCAAACUAGAUGGACUUCUUGAAAGGAGAAUUAAACAGUUUACACUGGAAGAAAAACAACGCCACGAGAAAAUGAAGUUGGAGGGUGGAAUUAAGGGUAUAGGAAAGACCUGCACAAGUUCUUCGAAAAGCCUGUCUGAAUCAUCAGUAAUAACAAAAGUAAAAGAAGGGUGUCAAAGUGACUUGCUUACACAAGAACAGAGCUCUAAUGCAAGUAACGAUAAAUCUGAAGACUUGAUUCGGGGAUGUUCACAAAAUGAUUCCUCAAUUCUUGGAAUCAGUGAUCCUGAUCAUACAACAAACAAACUUUAUUCAAAAGAUCAAAUGCUAGAUGAUGCCUCCAUUCAGAGCGCAGAGACAAACUGUCAGAAACAAAAUUCUGUUCGAAAUGACGUAAAUGAGAGUCUCUCUGACCCUGCCAGUAAAGGCCAGGAGCCCAGUAAGAUUAAAACAAAAGGAAGUGAUUUUCUCAUUGAUGACGCUAAACUAGCCAGUGCAGAUGAAAUUGGUACUUUGAUCUAUAAGAACAAAAAACCACUCAUACAGGAAGAUAAUGACACCAUUGUAUCUCCUUCCCAGAGCCCUUUACUUCCAUCAGUACCUAAAAGUACUGAUGAUAGAGAUAUCCCAUCUCUGUCAAAAGCAAUAGACUUUGAAGGAAAAUUGGGAUGUGAUUCUGAAUAUAAUAGCACUUUGGAAAAUAGUUCUGAUACUAUGUCUAUUCAAGACAGCAGUGAAGAAGAUAUGAUUGUUCAGAAUAGCAAUGAAAGUAUUUCUGAACAGUUAAUAACUCAAGAACAAGGUAGUGAAGGCUUAGAACCAUUGAAACAUGAGUUUGUUUCAGAUAAGACCACUGGAAACUGUGGCGACAGGCUGCAGGCUAAGGUAAAUGAAGCAAAUGGUAAAAAAACAAGUCAAGAUCAGAAAUUAGAGGAGAGACCACUUAAUAAAUGUAUCGAUCAAAUCAAUCUGAAAAAUGUCACUGACAAAAAGAAUAAUGAAAACCGAGAGUCUGAAAAGAAAGGACAGAAAGCAAGUACCUUUCAAAUAAAUGGAAAAGAUAAUAAACCUAAAGUAUAUUUGAAAGGUGAAUGCUUGAAAGACAUUUCUGAGAGUAAAGUAGGAAGUUGUGACAUUGAACCAAAGGUUAAUAAUAUAAAUAAAAUAAUUCCUGAAAAUGAUAUUAAGUCUUUGACUGUUAAAGAAUCUGCUGUAAAGCCAUUCAUGAAUGGUGAUGUCAUCAUGGAAGAUUUUAAUGAAAAAAACAACUUGGAAACAAAAUCAUGUUUACUGAGGUCUUCGGAUACUGAAGGCGACUACCAAGAUCGCCUAGAGACCCUGCCAUCAACCAAACAGUCUGAGGGUACCCAAGCUACCACGCCUCUACCAUCUUGUCCAGAAAGCAGCAGUUCAGCCAAUCAGGAAGAAGACAUGGAAAUUGAAACCUGCGAAGUUAAGAAAGUUACUUCAUCUCCUGUUACUUCUGGAGAGGACUCUAACUUCAGUAAUGAUUUUAUUGAUGAAAAUGGCCCGCCCACCAACAAAGAUGAAAAUGUCAAUGGAGAAUCUAAAAGAAAAACAGUCAUCACAGAAGUCACCACCAUGACGUCCACAGUAGCCACAGAAUCAAAAACCGUAAUUAAGGUAGCAAAAGUUGAUAAGCAGACUGUGGUCUCUUCCACAGAAAAUUGUGCCAAGUCCACUGUCACAACCACCACUACAACGGUAACAAAGCUUUCCACGCCCUCCACCGGCAGCAGUGUGGACAUAAUCUCUGUGAAGGAGCAGAGCAAAACUGUGGUCACCACGACAGUGACAGACUCACUGACCACCGCAGGAGGCACUCUGGUAACAUCUAUGACCGUGAGCAAAGAAUAUUCCACAAGAGACAAAGUGAAACUCAUGAAGUUUUCAAGACCCAAGAAGACUCGUUCAGGUACAGCUCUGCCAUCGUACAGAAAGUUCAUCACCAAGAGCAGCAAGAAGAGCAUAUUUGUUUUGCCCAAUGAUGACCUAAAAAAAUUGGCCAGAAAAGGAGGAAUCCGAGAAGUCCCUUAUUUUAAUUAUAAUGCAAAACCUGCCUUGGAUAUAUGGCCAUAUCCUUCUCCUAGACCAACCUUUGGUAUCACUUGGAGGUAUAGACUUCAGACUGUGAAGUCCUUAGCUGGAGUGAGUCUUAUGUUGCGGUUACUGUGGGCAAGUCUGAGAUGGGAUGACAUGGCAGCCAAGGCUCCUCCAGGAGGAGGGACUACACGGACAGAAACAUCUGAAACUGAAAUCACAACAACAGAAAUAAUUAAGAGGCGAGAUGUUGGUCCUUAUGGCAUUCGAUCUGAAUAUUGUAUCAGGAAAAUCAUCUGCCCCAUUGGAGUUCCAGAAGCACCAAAAGAAACACCUACGCCUCAGAGGAAAGGCCUUCGAUCGAGUGCCUUGCGGCCAAAGAGACCAGAAACGCCCAAGCAAACUGGCCCUGUUAUUAUUGAAACCUGGGUAGCAGAGGAAGAGUUGGAAUUAUGGGAGAUCAGGGCGUUUGCUGAGAGAGUGGAGAAAGAAAAGGCACAAGCAGUUGAGCAACAGGCUAAGGUUAGUGAACAGAAGAAGGCAGAGGACUUCAAGGCCCAAAUGGAGGCUCAUCUCAAACAGCAGCGAUUGGCUGCCCAGCAGAAACGAUUGGAACAGCAGAAGCCUACAGUAAUUGCAGCUUCCACUACUUCCCCAACAAACAGUACAACUAGUACCAUCUCUCCAGCACAGAAAGUUAUGGUGGCCCCCAUAAGUGGCUCAGUUACAACUGGCACUAAAAUGGUACUAACUACUAAAGUUGGAUCUCCAGCUACAGUAACAUUCCAGCAGAACAAGAACUUUCAUCAGACCUUUGCUACCUGGGUUAAACAAGGCCAGUCAAAUUCAGCCACCAGCACAGCUGCCACAUCUGCUACAACCAUUGCCAGCACAGGUCAGACGUUCCAAAUUACAGGCAAUCCAGUCACUAUGGCAGGAAAAGUAAUUACCAAACUGCCACUUCCUGCAAACAGCAAGAUUGUCGCUGUAAAUGUGCCAGCAACGCAAGGAGGCGUUGUUCAAGUACAGCAGAAAGUCCUGGGUAUCAUUCCAUCCAGUACAGGUACAAGUCAGCAAACCUUUACUUCAUUCCAGCCCAGGACAGCAACAGUCACGAUUAGGCCCAAUACCUCAAGCUCUGGAGGAACUACAAGCACUUCCCAAGUAAUCACAGGGCCUCAGAUCCGCCCUGGUAUGACGGUGAUUAGAACACCACUCCAACAGUCAACACUAGGAAAGGCAAUUAUUCGAACACCUGUGAUGGUACAGCCAGGUACUCCUCAACAGGUUGUGACGCAGAUCAUCAGAGGGCAGCCUGUUUCCACUGCGAUCUCUGCCCCUAGUACAGUUUCCUCAACACCUGCACAGAAAGGACUAACUUCAGGAGCACCCACUGCAAGUCUACAGCCUUCAACCUCACAGCCCCCUCGCCCCCAGCAAGGACAGGUGAAGCUUACCAUGGCUCAACUCACCCAGUUAACACAGGGCCACGGUGGCAAUCAAGGUUUGACAGUAGUGAUUCAAGGACAAGGCCAAACUACUGGACAGUUGCAGUUGAUACCUCAAGGGGUGACUAUACUUCCCGGUCCAGGACAGCAGCUGAUGCAAGCCGCAAUGCCAAAUGGUACCGUCCAGCGGUUCCUCUUCACCCCACUGGCAACAACGGCCACGGCAACCAGCAGCACCACCACCACUGUUUCCACUACAGCAGCAGGUACAGGUGAACAAAGACAGAGUAAAUUAUCGCCCCUGACACAGGUGCAGCCAGCCAAGAGCCUGCCUCCAGCUCAGCCGUCGAGCGUGAGUCCUGCAGAAGCCCAGCCUCAGACUGCUCAGCCCGCACAGCCCCAGCCCCCAACCCAACCCCCGUCCCCAGCUCAGCCUGAAGCCCAGACCCAAGCAACUUCUGCCUCCCACGUCCCUCCUGAAGCACAGCCCACCCAAGCACAGUCCUCCAAACCCCAAGGUGCAGGACAGUGUCAGCCUCAGAGUAAUGUCCAAGGACAGUCUCCUGCUCGUGUCCAGAGUCCACCACAGACUCGAAUGCGUCCAUCAACUCCAUCCCAAGUGUCUCCUGGACAGCAGUCCCAGGGUCAGACUACAGCCUCACAGCCGAUUCCAAUUCAGCCACACACAUCUCUUCAGCCACCUUCCCAGGGCCAGCCACAGUCACAACCCCAGGUACAGUCUUCAACUCAAACUCUUUCAUCAGGACAAACGUUAAGCCAAGUUACUGUUUCGUCCCCAUCCCGUCCUCUGCUCCAAGUACGGCAGCCUCAGCCCCAAGUCCUUGCUGUGCCGCAGCUGCAACAAGUCCAGGUUCUCUCCCAGAUCCAGUCACAGGUUGUGGCUCAGAUACAGGCUCAGCAAGGUGGUGUGCCCCAGCAGAUCAAACUCCAGGUCCCCGUUCAGAUGCAGCAGAGCAGCCCUGUGCAGACUCAUCAGAUUCAGAAUGUGGUUACAGUGCAGGCAGCCAGUGUGCAAGAGCAGUUGCAAAGGGUUCAGCAACUCAGGGAUCAGCAGCAAAAGAAGAAGCAGCAACAGAUAGAAAUUAAGCGGGAACACACCCUCCAAGCUUCUAAUCAAAGUGAAAUCAUUCAGAAACAGGUGGUGAUGAAGCAUAAUGCUGUAAUAGAACAUUUAAAACAGAAAAAGACCAUGACUCCAGCUGAAAGAGAAGAGAAUCAAAGAAUGAUUGUCUGUAACCAGGUGAUGAAGUAUAUUUUGGAUAAGAUAGAUAAAGAAGAAAAACAGGCAGCAAAAAAACGGAAGCGAGAGGAGAGCGUGGAACAGAAACGUAGCAAACAGAAUGCCAGCAAGCUCUCUGCACUGCUCUUCAAGCACAAAGAGCAACUCAAAGCCGAAAUACUGAAGAAGAGAGCACUGCUAGACAAAGACCUACAAAUUGAAGUGCAGGAAGAGCUCAAGAGGGACCUGAAAAUUAAGAAGGAAAAAGACAUGAUGCAGGCCACAGCUGUCGCUGCCACCUCCCCCGCCGCAGCACCGGCACCUCCAGCCCCUCCGCCUUCCCCGCCACCUCCGCCCCCGCCGCAGCACUCGGGCCCCCUAGCCACGGCCACGACCACGGCCACGCUGCCUGUGGCUUCCCAGAAGAGGAAGCGAGAAGAGGAAAGAGACUCAAGCUCCAAGUCGAAGAAGAAGAAAAUGAUCUCUACUACCUCAAAGGAAACGAAGAAGGACACAAAGCUUUACUGUAUUUGUAAAACGCCUUACGAUGAAUCUAAAUUUUAUAUUGGCUGUGAUCGGUGUCAGAAUUGGUACCAUGGGCGCUGCGUUGGCAUCUUGCAAAGUGAGGCAGAACUCAUUGACGAGUAUGUCUGUCCACAGUGCCAGUCAACAGAGGAUGCCAUGACAGUGCUCACGCCGCUAACAGAGAAAGAUUACGAGGGUUUGAAGAGGGUGCUGCGUUCUUUACAGGCCCAUAAGAUGGCCUGGCCUUUCCUUGAACCAGUGGAUCCUAAUGAUGCACCAGAUUAUUACGGUGUUAUUAAGGAACCUAUGGACCUCGCCACCAUGGAAGAAAGAGUACAAAGAAGAUAUUAUGAAAAGCUGACAGAAUUUGUAGCAGAUAUGACCAAAAUUUUUGAUAAUUGUCGUUACUACAAUCCAAGUGAUUCUCCUUUUUACCAGUGUGCAGAAGUUCUUGAAUCAUUCUUUGUACAGAAAUUGAAAGGAUUCAAGGCUAGCAGGUCUCAUAACAACAAACUGCAGUCUACAGCUUCUUAAAGUUCAGCGUGUUAACCUAACAUAAAACACAGCAAGAAUCUGGUUGAACUGUUUUAAAUUAAGGAGCCAGAUGUUUUUAGUCAGGUUAUCCUGACAAGACUUGACCUAAACUUCGUUUUUAUUGGUCAUAACAGUCCAAUUAUAUUCUUGGCCAAUUUUGUCCAACGGACAAGGGAAAAGCAAAGUCAACGACACCAUUAUCUUGUCAAGAUCAAAUGGUUUUACUAUUGUGGCAGAAGCGGGAAAACUUUGUUUAUUGAAGAAAAAAAAAAGAAAGAAAGAAAGAAAAAAAGAUAAUAUGGGGUCAAGUGUAACUCCAUGGAAAUGCCACGUCUGCUCUUCAGUGAAGAAGCUGGUUUAGAGUCUCACAGAAAACUUUCGACUGUAUUUAUUUAUUGUUGCAAAAAAGACGCUUUUUUAUUGCUGCCCUCAUUUGUCAGCUAAUUAUUUUUUCUUAUAAAAUCCAGGCCGGUUACAUGUAAUCCAUUCUGUAUCUUAUCAUGAUUCCUGUAGGUAAAAGUACAAGACGACCUCUAGAUGUCUUUUCUUUCUAUGAAAGGAGCUGCUAUGUACACAUGUGCACACACACACAACUGGGAAUCAACAAUGAGUUUAUUGUUCAUAGUAGAUAAAAAUUAAGCUUGCAUAAAGGUUGGGCUAGUGGUCCUGGACUACAGACUCUGUUGCCUUGAAUAUAACAGUACAAUUUGUCAUUUACUCUGCACCAGGUUAAAAUGAGUAAAAUCUAUUUGAAGGUAUCUUGUUUGUAAACAUUUGUCAGAUUCUAAUUUUUUUUCUUUUUGUAUUAAAAUUCAAUUAUGGAUGUAUAUGAAACAAAAUAAAUGGAGAUAAUUUUUCUCCCACAGACGGUG